AUGGGUGCAGUAAAUCUCUCAAACAUUCAACCCGCACUUGACCUCAAAUUCCCAUUCGAAUUGUACAAGCACACUUGGUGUUCUCUGCAACUCACUAACAAAUCCGAUGAAUACGUCGCGUUCAAGGUUAAUGCGACGGAUCCAAAGAAAUACUGCGUUCGUCCAAAUGUAGGAAUUGUAUUGCCUGGAACAACAUACAACGUUGCGGUAACAAUGCGAGCACCACAGGCACAGGAGGAUAUGCUGCAAUGCAAAGACGAGUUCCUUGUACAGAGCGUCAUUUUACGUGACAUGUUUAACAAAGGAAAAUAUGCCAGUGUUGUUAAUCUCAAGGAUUUUAAAUUGAGGGUGGUUUAUGUUCCAGCCAAUCCACUGCAGGAGGUACCUCAAAGAUCUGAACAAGCAUUCAAAUUUAAGGUGACUUAUAAUCCAGCAAAGCCAGUACUGCGGGCACCUCAAGGAUCUUCGGCAUCUCGUGUGGAGAAUGAGAGUCCAAGAAGUUCUUGGUUCGAUGUUGUAGCAAGCUUAUUAUUCCGCGAUAAAAGCAUGUCUAGAAGCACGGCGCCCUUGCUUGCACCCUUGCUUGAUAAUAAUUACGAAAACACUGAAGCAAGUUAA
Papaver somniferum (opium poppy) is the source of this 618-nucleotide messenger RNA. Its product is annotated as vesicle-associated protein 1-3-like. Gene Ontology annotation, cellular component: endoplasmic reticulum membrane; plasma membrane. The record is from RefSeq and is a predicted model, not a curated record. Lineage: Eukaryota; Viridiplantae; Streptophyta; Magnoliopsida; Ranunculales; Papaveraceae. The transcript has a single exon. Gene Ontology annotation, biological process: endoplasmic reticulum membrane organization. Bases 1 to 618 code for a protein of 205 amino acids.